Biomphalaria glabrata is the source of this 3185-nucleotide messenger RNA. RefSeq lists its product as uncharacterized. Gene Ontology annotation, cellular component: trans-Golgi network. Lineage: Eukaryota; Metazoa; Mollusca; Gastropoda; Planorbidae. The record is from RefSeq and is a predicted model, not a curated record. The transcript is spliced from 7 exons. Bases 66 to 791 code for a protein of 241 amino acids.
CACAUUUAAGAACGAAAACAAACAACACUAUUAAUAGAUCUAAAACCGAGUCAGGGUACUAUAAAAUGUUAGAAAUACCUUACUCGUUUUAUGGUAUUUUGUUUGCGAUUGUAGUUAAUUCAGCGUAUUCUAAACCAUGCAAAUUUAUCCCACCAUGCACCUGUUCAACUGACAAUUAUACCUUGGAUUUAAAACCUUUGAUGAAGGCCAGAAACGAUUUGGAGUUCAAUGCCUCAGACAAGGAUUACACAUAUUAUCUGCAUCCAUGCAAUGUACCUCCACCUAUUUGCAAAAAUGUACAAAUGACUGCUUGUCAAAUAUCAAAGAGUAACAAUGUGAUCUAUGGAAUAGCAACUCAUGAUGGCAAUCAAAUAGAUGGUGAUCCAGAAACAGGAAACUUCAGCAUCACUAACAAGUAUGGCACUUUAGCUGAUAUAAGAACUAGUAUUGUGUAUGUUGUUUGUGGCUCAGAGGAAGCUACCUUUUUGGAUAUAGAGCCAAACCCUUUUAAAACUUAUAUAUUCACGCUUAGAACACGUUAUGGUUGUAUUCCUCAAAAUUCUUCUGGCAAUGGACUCAGUGUGGGAUCAGUUCUUGUCAUUCUAUUUUUUGUAUUUUUCCUGAUUUAUUUGGUUGGUGGUGUACUGUUUCUGAAAUUUGUGCGUAAAGCUGAAGGUAUUGAAACGAUUCCAAAUAUUGAAUUCUGGAAAGAUUUACCAUCACUGAUUAAAGAUGGCAUGGUGUUUACAUUCAGAGGUUGUAAAGCAGAAAGUACUUAUGAGAAGAUCUGAGAUAAUUUCUGACACAUAUAAAUAGUUAAGUGUUACUUAUUUAAAACUGAAAUACUAUAAAUGUAGACAGUUUGGUGUAGUUAUUUUUUUAACCCACUGGGAAGUAAUCUUGAUGAAUACUAGGUAAUAAUUUUAGUAUUUUUGUUGCUGUACCGGUAUUAUUUUUAGUUACUUUUGUUUUCUAAGUUAUCUUAGCUAUUUACAUUUAUCUAAAUCUAUUUAGAUAAUAAUGUUUUCAAAAUGUUAAAUAAAUCAUUUCUUGUUUAAUUUUAUUUCCUGAAAGUGUAAAUUGAAAGAUCAUCUCUCUUGUGUAUGCCUGGAAAGAUGACAAAAUGAAUGUUUCUUAUUUUUAAAGUUUCAUUUGACAUCCACAUCCUGGACUUGUAUUUUUUUUUCUUGUUAUGUUCUUAUACUUCUUUUGUCAUCUUGUGAUCAUUGAGUUGUUUACUCACUCAUCCCUGUUGCUCCAUAAAUGAUCAAGCAUUUGUCUACGGAAGUUCAAAUUUUUUACUAGGAGCUAAUAAUUUGUAGAGUAAAAUACAUUUACAUUGUACAUGCCUUGCACAUGUGAAAUUAUUGAAACAUAAAUUUUGUGUACUGUACAUCGAAAACCUUAAAUAUUGUAAGUGAGAAAAUUGACAUACAAACAGUAUUUUUUUAAUGAAAUAUUUUGAUAGAUGCCAAAAAAGUUUAGAAUAAACAGAUGCACUUUGUUAAAAAAAUGUUCAUUAUUCUUCGUAGUAAAAUGUCCUUUCCUUACUUUAGUAUAAUUUAAAAGAUCUGGUGUAAUGUCAUUUGACAACUUAUAUUCUACAAUUUGAUGCAUUUGUAGUGUAAAUCUAAAUCUAAUUUUACAAUUAUUUAUGUCAUUUUCUUUUUUUUAUGUUAAAGUUUUACAUUUAGUAUCAAGGUUAGUGUUUUAAAUAAUACUCAAAAAAAUAUUAUUUUUUUUAGAAAUUCAUUGAUUUAAGUGUAAAAAAAACUAAAAAAAAACAACAAAUAUUUAAAAAAUAUUAUUUGACUAAUUCACUUGUCCCUUACAACUGAUCUGAUAUUUGAUUAUUCAUUCCAUGGAUUCUUUUAAGUGAUUCUUGAUAACAUUUUUUUGUUUGAACAAAAACAAAUUAUCACUUCAAGUAGACUGACUGCCAGUAAUGUUUUAAAUAAUAUUAAUUACAAAUGUUGAUUGAAUGUUGAUUAGUUUAUCAUUUUGUGUGUGUGAACCAUUCAGGUUUUUCUGAAUUAUUUAACAUUUAAAACUUUGUUGAUAUUACAUUUCUUAGUUCAAUGCAUAUUCUCCAGCCCCCCCCCCCCCCCCCCUCCAUAUGUGACUUCUUUUUAUUAGCAAUAUUAACAUUUGUAUGUAAAUGGACUGAUAGAUAUUGUAGAGCAAUGAUUUUUUCUCCUCCACUCUUGAAUAAGAUCUUUGCUUAUUUUUCUUGUAUUAAUAUGAUUUUCUAUUUUUCUCUUCAUAGUUGUGAAUUUAGAAUAGUGUGAUCAUUGGUUUAAAAAAAAUCAAAUGUAUUAUAUUGUAUAGAGCAGUGGUUUCCAACUUAAAGUCGUCUCAUAAUAAAGUUAAAAUUUUAAAGAUUUUCAUUAAAAACAAACAAUUUUAAAAUCUUUGGAAAUUCUUAAGUUUUUGAUCCUACUUAUGUACAAUUCAAUCACAAUUCAAUCAUAGAUGUUUUUUUUAAAGACUUUUUUUUUAAAGAUUUUCCUUUCAGAAAGAGUAUAAUCAUAAGAGAAGUCCACAGUUCAUUUAAAAGAAAAAUUAAAUGUUGCUAACAGGUUUCUUUGGCAUAUGGAACAGCUAAUAAAAUUAAUCAGUGCAAAGAUGUGAAGCAAAUUUAAUUACCUUUUUUUCAAUUACAGGAGAAAGAAAGAUUUGGAAAGAUACUUUGAUUUUUAAAAAAUUCAAUGUAAAUCAGUGUUGAAAUUUGAAUAAAUUAAUGCUAUUGUCUAAUUAAAUAGUACAUUGAUCAUAUUAACGUCUAAGUUUUUUUUAUUUGUAAGUGAAAUACUUUUCUUACAAUAUAAUCUAAUUCUAGCAAACUUUGACCCAUUGUGGUUAGUGAAAUCAAGAUUAUACAGAUUAAUUAAAGUAUAAUUUUUUAAAUAUUUUUUUUUCUUGUAGAAACUAAAGAAAUGUUUUGUAAGUUAAUCAAUUUUAAUGCAGUUUAUUCUAAUUAUUCAUAAAAUCUUUUAAUGUCAGAUAAUUUAUUGACUUGUUGAAUUGACUGAUCUGGUUGCGUGAAGCCACCAGUGCUAGGUGUAUGUUAAGCUCAUGACAUAUAUUGACAUUACACAUGAGACUGUAAUGAGAUGAACUGUAUUUCUCCAUUUAUUUCAUGCACAUGAAUGUUUUUUUUUGCAGUUUGUGUGACCAAAAACUGC